AUGAAUUCCAAUUAUCCUUCCAAUCAAUCCAAUGAAAUGCAAGAACAAAUUGAUGCAAUGAAAUCAAUGGUCAAGUCUAUGAAGACAAUGGUUGAUUCUAUGAAAACAAUGGUCGAUAUUGUUAACAAAUCUGUUAGCAUGAUCCCUGACUUGGUGAAGACAGCUGUAGCUUCUGAAGAGCCCGGAAAUACGGUAACAAAACGUAAAAGGAUUAGCAGCAAGUCGGCGCUGGGUUCAAGCUCUUGUCGAAGUGAAGAAGAACACGAAGCAGAACAGCGUAUGAUCAAAAACUGUAUCUCAAAGGCCAUUCAAUAUUAUCAGACGAACGACAUAGCUCUCGGAAAUCACAACAAUUUGAAUUCCUUAGGCAUGAGAACUAUACCUGAUCCAAAGGCAUACAGCGUUGAACAGGUCAAAAAAGUAACUGAGAACCAUUUCAAGAGUCUCGUUUACGGAGCUGACGAUGGAACCGUCAAAGAAAACCCGAUGUAUAAAGCAAUGGCUACCCAGGCUUACAGCAAUACAUUUCAUAUAGCAAACAUGUUUCUUAUGGUAUAUUGCAAGGACAAGUACCGGGUGAAUGGAUCUUGCUGGACUGAUUACAAGAAAAACGAUGAGCAAAGUAUGAUGGUGUAUAUGUUGGAGAGAAUUGUUUACUAUUGGAAUAACAAUAGCAGCAAUCCUGGGGUGCCAUCAGGGUCCGGUAGAAUGUCUGACCUCGCCGCAGAAAAUCCCUUUUUGCCUCUGCAUUUGGCCAUGAAUAAUUGGAUUGCUCGUAAUAUGAUGAUUUCUUUGUUGGGUAAUACCAAGAAACUGGUACGUGAUAUUAAUGGUCAUAAACGUGUGAUGUUACUAACUGCAAUCUUUCAUCAGCGCCCAAACCCCGUAGCAAGUGUCGAAUCUUCUGGAUCCAUGUCAGGCCCAAUGGCUGCGCUCAACAUGAAUACCAUUCCUCGUUCCCUCAUGGCUGCGCUCAACACGAAUACCACUAUUUCUCGUUCCGCUGAAUCGGAUACAUAUCUGGAGCAUGAUUUCAGACCAGUAUAUUUGGAAGGGGGUCAAGAUGAGCAAGACAAACCUGCCCCAUCGCAGAAUGAGAGUUUCUCUGUGCCUGGUACGGAUUCUGUCCAAUCUCCCCACCCCUCUCCCUCUCCAUCUCCCCGCCCCUCUCCCUCUCCAUCUCCUCGCCUGUCUGCAUCUGUCUGCUUGUCACCUGCUUCUUUACCUCCACCCCCUGAGCCAUCUACUUCGUCUUCAAAGAUUGACCAAAGAGCUGAAAAAAGGGCCGCAAAAAAGGCAGCAACCAAACGGGCAAGGGAUGAGUUGAUAAUAGAAGGACGCUCUCGUAGCAAAACUAAGCCUUAAUCCGCAUUGGGUUUUAAUUUUUUUUUAAAUAAACUCGUUUUUUUUUUUUUUUUUUUUUUUUCUUUUCUUUCUUUUUCU
Messenger RNA from Mucor mucedo, 1443 nucleotides. RefSeq lists its product as uncharacterized. The coding region runs from base 1 to 1365 and encodes 454 amino acids. Lineage: Eukaryota; Fungi; Mucoromycota; Mucoromycetes; Mucorales; Mucoraceae. The transcript has 2 exons. The record is from RefSeq and is a predicted model, not a curated record.